This is a messenger RNA of Sinocyclocheilus grahami, 1240 nucleotides long. RefSeq names its product leucine zipper putative tumor suppressor 2 homolog. The transcript has 4 exons. The coding region runs from base 68 to 1240 and encodes 390 amino acids. Gene Ontology annotation, biological process: negative regulation of canonical Wnt signaling pathway. The record is from RefSeq and is a predicted model, not a curated record. Lineage: Eukaryota; Metazoa; Chordata; Actinopteri; Cypriniformes; Cyprinidae.
CGCUCGGUCAGUGGAUGAUGAUCAUAAAGCUUACAGUAUGGUUUUCUGAGUUCGUGUGCCAUCGGUCAUGGCGCUGGUCCAGUCUCUCCCCGUGUCCAUUGACCAUCCAGGACCAGGCCUGGACCUGCGUCUCCAUCCCGCCUCGCCUCCUCUGAUGGGAGCGAUGGGUGCCGUCAGCAGCAUGAUGCAGAGUCACGUCACUUAUCCUGACCGCGCAAACAUAGAGGUCAGCACCAAAUUCCGCAAGGGCACGCCGGGCUCCGGACACCUGCUGUCCGAAACCUCACAGGGAAGUCAGACUCCGUCCAGCAAGAGGAACGUCGCCGGCAGAGCGAAGGGCUUCGGUGCUCGUUCAUAUUCGCAUGAGGACUUGAUAAGUGACUGGAACGAUAAUCAUUUGGAUGUGGGUUCGACUGGUUUGGAUGGACCUCCGAAACUGGUUCCGGUGUCUGGACAAUUAGAAAGAAACACUCAGCAGGCCAUAAUCAGACCCACUGCCUUCAAACCCGUGGUCCCUAAGAGCCGUAACGGCGUGCAGUAUCUGUCUCCGCAGCUCAGCGCUGGUCUGUCGGGAAGCCAAGGAAACCUCAGCAUGUUUUCUCCAGAAGACGAGGAUGUUGCGCCGGCGACGAUGGAACGGCGCAGUUCUUACAGCGGCGCUCGCAACACUUUGUUCAGCCAGUCCUUUACCAUGACGGACACGGCACGCAGCUCCUUAACCAACCUGCCGGCGUAUAAUGGCCCUGUGUACAACCCCAGCCACAGUGAGGCGAGCAAACAUCACGGACACUCCAACUCCGACAGCGGCCGCUCCUCGUCCAGCAAGAGCACGGGCUCCCUGAGCGGCCGCGGCCCCCUGCGGACCGACCCGCUGUCCCCGCCGCCCAUCCAGGCCUACGAGGCCAUCGUCAGAGACCUGGAGGACAAACUGAGGGAGCGAGACCUGGAGCUGCAGCAGCUCCGAGAAAACCUGGACGAGAACGAAGUAGCCAUCUGUCAGGUGUACGAGGAGCGUCAGAAGCGCACGGAGCUGGAGAUGGAGGAGUUCAGACAGACGUGUGCGGCUAAGAUGCAGAAGGCGUCUCAUAAAGCGCAGCGCGAGCAGCAGCUCCUGCAGCUCCAGGUGUUUCAGCUGCAGCAGGAGAAGAAGAAGCAGCAGGAGGACAUGACGCAGCUCCUGCAGGAGCGCCAGAGGCUCGAGGAGCGCUGCCACCAUGCAACGCGUAAAAAGACAGUAUAA